This is a messenger RNA of Chaetomium globosum CBS 148.51, 1062 nucleotides long. RefSeq lists its product as uncharacterized. Bases 1 to 1062 code for a protein of 353 amino acids. The record is from RefSeq and is a predicted model, not a curated record. NCBI's taxonomy places the organism in Eukaryota, Fungi, Ascomycota, Sordariomycetes, Sordariales, Chaetomiaceae. The transcript is spliced from 2 exons.
AUGUCUGGACCGGUCGUACCCACCUCCUACAAGCCCAAGAACAUGAAGUUCCGCUACCUGGGCAACUCGGGGCUCCAGGUUUCCGUCUUCUCCCUUGGCGGUUGGUUGACUUACGGCGGCACCCAGAAGGGCAGCAUCGUCAAGGAGAUUCUGCAGACUGCCUGGGACCACGGCGUUCAAACCUUUGACACCGCCGAGGCCUACGCCGCCGGCGCGUCCGAGGUCGAGAUGGGCUCCGCCCUCAAGGAGCUCGCCUGGCCUCGCGACGAGUACGUUCUGACCACCAAGAUCUUCUUCGGCACCGCCCGCGCGGAGCCCAACACCGGCGGCCUCAGCCGCAAACACAUCAUCGAGGGCCUCAAGUCAUCCCUCGCCCGCCUCCAGACCCCCUACGUCGACGUCGUCUUCGCCCACCGCGCCGACGCCGCCACCCCCAUGCUCGAGAUCGUCGAGGCCUUCACCCAGGCCAUCCGCAACCUCAACCUGGCCUACUACUGGGGCACCUCGGAGUGGACCGCCGCCCAGAUCACCGAGGCCAUCCAGCUGGCCGAGAAGCACAACCUGAUCGCCCCCGUGGUCGAGCAGCCGCAGUACAACGCCUUCCACCGCGAGCGCUUCGAGGUCGAGUACGCGCCGCUGUACCGCCAGUACGGGCUCGGCACCACCACCUGGAGCCCGCUCGCCAGCGGCCUGCUGACGGGCAAGUACAACGACGGCAUCCCCGAGGACUCGCGCUUCGCCACCAACCCGGCCUUCUUCGCCGACACCAUCAAGGGCCUCAAGAGCCCCGAGGGCCAGGCCAAGAUCGAAAAGGUCCGCAAGCUCACCGCCAUUGCUGAGCGUCUCGGCGCCAACGUCUCCCAGCUCGCCCUCGCCUGGACCGCAAAGAACCCCAACGUCAGCACCGUCAUCCUCGGCGCCACCAAGAUCGAGCAGCUCACCGACAACCUCAAGGCGCUCGACCUCAUUGAGAAGCUGACGCCCGAGGUGCUGGAGGAGAUCGAGGCUGUGCUGGAUAACAAGCCCGCGGGCGUCGCCACCUUUGGGCGGUUGCAGCGUUAA